AGUUUGCGCUCCGACGUUGGCGGGUUACCGGUGAUGGCAAUGAAAUCGCGGACCUACGUGUUUGAUAUGGCGACGCUGCUCGUACUGAUGGCGUCGGCGGGGACAACAACCUCAACGCCUCCGAACCUCGUGCUCAUCGUAGCCGAUGACCUGGGCUGGAACGACGUGCCCUGGCACAACCCCGGAAUUCUCGCCCCCAAUUUGCGGCGGCUUGCGUCGGAAGGUGUCACUCUGGAGCAGAAUUACGUGCAGCCCGUCUGUAGUCCGACUCGAGGCGCCUUGAUGACGGGCCGGUACCCGUAUCGAUUUGGAAUGCAGAAUGGCGUCAUCAGGCCGCUGGAGCCCCAAGGGUUACCGCUGGAGCUCCCCGUCCUCGCCGAUGAACUGCGACAGCGGGGAUACUCAACCCACGCGAUCGGCAAGGACCUGUUUUGCUCGCACGGGAAGGUGGCACCUGGGCUACUGCAAGUGGCAGUACACGCCCACCUUUCGAGGCUUCGACUCGUUCCGGGGAUUCUACCUGGGCUCCGGGGACUAUUACGAGCACCUGGGCAACGCGGAACUGGCCACCGAACGCCACCAGUUUGGUCCCGGCGCCCGCGUGGACCGGAAGGACCGCGGCAAGGUACCACGUGGCACGAAAGGCUACGACUUCCGCGCCAACAACAGCGUGAGCUGGGAGGCCCGCGGAAGAUACUCCACGCGCAGACUAUUUUCGGCAAGGAAGCGACGAAGGUGGUUCGACGAAGUUCCCGUCAUGGGCGCCCCGUGUUCCUGUACUUGGCCUUCCAGGCCGUGCACGCCCCAUUGCAGGUGCCUGCCAAAUACGAGAACUUGUACCGCCACAUCCACAACGUGGAUCGGAGGCGGUUCUGCGGGAUGGUGACGGCCAUGGACGACGCUGUGGGGAUCCUAGAGCAGGAACUGAUCAGGCAGGGCCUCUGGAACAACACCGUGCUCGUCUUCACCAGUGAUAACGGCGGCCAAGUGCUGGCCGGCGGAAACAACUGGCCGCUGCGAGGCAACAAGAACACGCUCUGGGAAGGGGGCACCAGAGUACCCGGCUUCGUGGCCAGUCCGCUGCUCAAGCGCAGGAACUGCAUCAGUCACAGUGUGGUGCACGUGACCGACUGGUUCCCCACCCUGCUCGGUCUUGCCGGCGGCACCCCGGCCCCCGUCGGUCUAGACGGGGUGGACCAGUGGGCGGCCCUUAGCGAGUGCGGGCCGUCGGCCCGGGGGGGCUUCGUGUACAACCUGUUCGACCAAACGCCCCUCACCGGCGCCAUCAGGUUCGGCGAUUACAAGUUGCUGCACGGAUCCGGCGGCAGGCCCGAUGGCUGGUAUCCCGAACCCCUGCUAGGAAAAGCGAAUAUCGACAAAACGGGCCCGAAAACGAACCUCACCCUGUUUCUGUUCAACGUUCGCGAUGACCCCAACGAGCACCACGACCUGGCCGCACAGAAGCCCGAGCUGACCGCCUGGCUGGACAGUCUACUCAUGGAGCAGGCGGCAACAAUGGCCCCCAGCAUUCAGACGCCGGAUGACCCUCGGGGCGACCCUCGCAAAUUCGACGGCGCCUUUUCGCCCGAAUGGUGCUGACUAGGACUGGGCGUCGAUUAAAAGUUGCAACUCGAUGAACCGCCAUCUUUUAAUCGAUUAAUUAAUCGAAUCAUCGGUCUCGAUCCUUUAAUGCAUAAUGACGUGAAAAGUUUUUUUUU
Molecule: messenger RNA, 1718 nt
Organism: Ixodes scapularis (black-legged tick)
Lineage: Eukaryota; Metazoa; Arthropoda; Arachnida; Ixodida; Ixodidae
Product: arylsulfatase B
Exons: 11
Coding region: 34-1599 (521 amino acids)
Source: RefSeq, a predicted model, not a curated record